Messenger RNA from Spinacia oleracea (spinach), 732 nucleotides. RefSeq lists its product as uncharacterized. The record is from RefSeq and is a predicted model, not a curated record. Lineage: Eukaryota; Viridiplantae; Streptophyta; Magnoliopsida; Caryophyllales; Amaranthaceae. The transcript is spliced from 2 exons. Bases 1 to 732 code for a protein of 243 amino acids.
AUGACUGACUUGGGACAAUUAAGCUACUUUCUGGGGAUUUCUGUCACUCGUACUCCACAGAGUAUGUUCCUUUGUCAGCAAAAAUAUGCAGAGGAAAUUAUUCAUGGGGCGAUAAUGGAUAAUUGCAAGCCCAUGCCCACUCAUGUUGACGCCAAAUCCAAACUUAGUGCCACGGAUGGUGAUCCGGUUCUUGAUCCGUCACUCUAUCGGAGCCUUGCAGGUGCCUUGCAGUACCUCACUUUUACUCGCCCUGAUAUUGCAUGCGCUGUGCAACAAUGUUGCUUAUUUAUGCAUACACCGCGAGAACCUCACUUCAAUGCUCUCAAACGCAUCUUCCGUUACAUUAAAGGCACUCUUGAUCUUGGUUUACAUGUCUAUCCAUCUACACCCACCAGAUUAAUCACUUAUACGGAUGCCGAUUGGGGCGGUUGUCCAGACACACGUCGUUCUACUUUUGGGUAUUGUGUCUUUCUAGGUGAUAAUCUCAUAUCCUGGUCUUCUAAACGGCAGGCUAUGCUCUCCCGUUCGAGUGCACAAGCAGAAUAUAGGGGCGUUGCGAACGUCGUUGCCGAAACUUGUUGGCUCCUCAAUCUUCUUGUUGAGCUGCAGUGUCCUCUCCGAGAAGAGGGAAAUCGAGUGAAGAGAAGUGGUCAGAAGAGAAAGACAUGGCAGGAAGAGGAUGGGGCAAGUGAAGAGAGAAACUUGAUCAGAGUUGGAGGAAGGGGAGAGUGA